Molecule: messenger RNA, 721 nt
Organism: Populus trichocarpa (black cottonwood)
Lineage: Eukaryota; Viridiplantae; Streptophyta; Magnoliopsida; Malpighiales; Salicaceae
Exons: 1
Coding region: 145-684 (179 amino acids)
Source: RefSeq, a predicted model, not a curated record
UCUAUUCCCUGUGUACCUAUAAAGCCCACAAUUUCCCUCACAUUUUUUCCUCAACGAACUCUUAACCGAUUUCAUUUCUUCUCUUAAACCAAAAGAAAUCACUCUGGUCUCUAUCUUGUAUUACUUUGAUCGCCUCUUCUCAAUAUGGGCAACUAUAUUUCAUGCACUUUAGCAACGCCUUUGAUCAAGAGCUCCAAGGCUGCAAGGGUUGUUUUCCCAGCAGGUGAAGUUAGGCAGUUCAGGGAGCCCGUGAAAGCAGCAGAGCUCAUGUUAGAGUGCCCAAACUUCUUCCUAGCAAACUCACAAUCUCUUCACAUUGGCAGGAGGUUCUCUGCCCUUAGCGCUGAUGAGGAGCUGGAAUUUGGCAACGUUUACCUUAUGUUUCCAAUGAAAAGAGUUUUUUCUACUGUCACCGCUGCUGACAUGGCUGUUUUCUUCAUGACUGCAAAUUCUGCUGCUAGGAGAAUAUCUGGAGGAAAUAAUAUAACUAGGGUCUUGCCGGAAUCCGGUGGUGAUCAGAACGCUCGAGAAAGCCCAAAGGGAAGUGAAAAUGGAGCAGCAAGAUUGAGUCUGGAAGAAGUUGAGGGGUUUCCGUUGCCAGAAUACAAGUAUAGGCUAUCUAGUUGUAGAUCAAGGAAGCCUAUGUUAGAAACUAUAAAUGAAGAACCUGUUCGUUCAAGAUGAAUAGUAGCUAAAUAAAUUAAUUUUUUUAGUUUGAUAA